Molecule: messenger RNA, 585 nt
Organism: Parnassius apollo (apollo)
Lineage: Eukaryota; Metazoa; Arthropoda; Insecta; Lepidoptera; Papilionidae
Source: the annotation of a GenBank genome assembly
AUGACUGGCCUGUGCGCAAUUGAAGCAGCCGUUAAGAAAGGUCUACAAGUGCGUGCAUUCCUCCGCGACCCGGCGAAGCUCUCCGAUCACCUCAAAGAUAAGGUAGAGGUUUUCAGUGGCGAUAUUCUCGAGCCCGAUUCCGUCGCCAACGCGGUAGAGGGCACCGACGGCGUUGUUAUUACCUUAGGCACCCGCGAGUCCAUGGAGUCGACCUCCGAUCUAUCCGAAGGCCUUAAAAACAUACUAGAUGCAAUGAGAGCCAAGAAUGUGAAAAAUGUAACCAUAUGCUUAUCUGAUUUACUCAUUUGCGAGCCGAAAGAAGUACCUAAAGAGUAUGGUGCGUUGACCGACGAACAUAGGAGGAUGUAUCAAGUGUUGAAAGACAAUGGCCAGAACUGGGUUGCCGUAUUCCCUCCUCCAAUUUUAGAGUACCCCAGCCGUGAAAUCAUCGUGGAGAUUAAUCCACGGAAGUCACCCGGUGGGACCAUCUCAAAGUGGGACCUCGGCGCAUUCAUGGUUGACGCUCUAUUCGAGUCUAAGUACAGCAGAACCAACGUUUCGUUGUGCAAUGUACCUAAACAAUAG